This is a messenger RNA of Gekko japonicus, 2759 nucleotides long. RefSeq names its product major histocompatibility complex class I-related gene protein-like. Gene Ontology annotation, biological process: immune response. The record is from RefSeq and is a predicted model, not a curated record. The transcript has 9 exons. Gene Ontology annotation, cellular component: external side of plasma membrane. Lineage: Eukaryota; Metazoa; Chordata; Lepidosauria; Squamata; Gekkonidae. Bases 1 to 1143 code for a protein of 380 amino acids.
AUGGCCAAGUGCAAGGGUGGGGAGAAGGAAGGCAGAGGCGACAGCUUAUUGCCAGCAGAGGACAUGAUGCAGCCGGGCCUGGGCGUUAACUCCAUCCCUUUUCCCCGCAGCGGCCUGGAUCACAGUCCGGGCCUUGAGAAGGCUGCACCCUCCAGCUGCAAGCGAGCGAUCAAAAUUCUGCUAGUUUCUUUAGGUCUCUCCCCUUUAUACUCCUCCCCCCACUCCCUGUGCUACUUCCACACGGCAGUGUCUGAGCCCAGCCCGGGGCUGCCCCAGUUCAGCAUCGUGGGCUACGUGGACGACCAGCCCUUCGUCAAGUAUGACAGCAUCACGAGGAGGGGUGUGCCCCUGGUCCCCUGGAUGGAAGCGGUCCUGGAGGAGGACCCCCAGUACUGGGAGAGGAACACCCGUUUCUCACAAGGUGCGGAGUCUGUCUUCAGAGUGGACCUGGAGAUGCUGCGGGAGCGCUACAACCAGCAGAACAGCACAGGGCUCCACACCUGGCAGCUCAUGCAUGACUGCGAGGUGGGGCCAGAUGGGCGGCUCCGUGGGGGACAUGAGCAGUACGCCUAUGACGGGGAGGACUUCCUCACCCUCGACAGGGAGACCCUCACCUGGAUGGCCCGCGUGCCCCAGGCCCAGGAGAUCAAGGAGAGGUGGGAGGGCGAGACCCAUUAUGCCCAUCGCGCGAAGGACUACAUGGAGGAGGAAUGCGUGGAGUGGCUGCGGAGGUACCUGGGCUACGGCAACAAGACUCUACUAAGGACAGAGGCCCCACUGGCGAGGGUGGCACGCAAGAAGGGCCACGAGGGCCAGGAGACCCUCUUCUGCCAGCUCUACGGCUUCUACCCCAAAGAGAUCGAGGUCACCUGGACGAAGGAGGGGGAGGACCGGACAGCGGAGACCCUUACGGGGGGUGUCGUCCCCAACUCAGACGGGACCUACCACACCUGGCUCAGCAUCGAGGUGGACCCCAAGGAGAAGGGCCGCUACCGGUGCCCAUCCAACCUGGGGCUCAUUCUGGGCAUCCUCGGUGGCAUCUUGGCCGUUACCCUCCUGGUGGGGGCCGCCGGGGUCGCCUUCUACAUGAGAAGAGACCAGGGGUCGGAGACCUCCACCAGGGUGCCUGUACCUGAAGCGUAAGAAGAGAACAAAGAGGGAUCUACUCAUGAGAUCCUGGGGAUGUUCUGUCCCACACAAAGUGCUUCUGCCACCUUCAGCUCUUGUCUGUUGUUCCACCAAAUCUUCUCCCUACCAGAGGCUUCUGGUUUCCAUCUCUUUUGCCUGGAUUUUGAAGGAUUUUUCUCCUAAUAGCUUUGGGUCGAUUUUAUUUUUGCUCUGAUAUUUGAGCCGUCAGUAUUAAUGGGAAAUGAACUGAAAUAUUUGCAACCAAAGUGCUAAUCUUUUUUAAAAGAUAGGUGGCUUAUGGGUUGCUGCGUUCCUUCCUCCUCCCAUGCACUGUCUCUUUCUUACUUUACAGUAAUACAUGGGCAUGAAUUGUUGUAUGUACUAGAAAAAGCAAUGAUGCUUGGUUGGGUUAGCGGCAAAAGGAAACCGGGCCGCCAAAGAGCACGGUGGCCUAGACACCAUCAAAGUCGACACCCGCCUGAGCACGGAAUGACUCACAGAAACUGUACAAGAUCGGAAAACGUAGAGAGAGAGCUGGCCCACAGAAUCGCCAAGAGUCGGACGGGACUGAAUGGCUAAUAACAGCAGCACUUGAAAUACGACGGGCCGCACUUUGAGCUACUUCCUAAACGCUUUCAUUUGAGCUGCUGUGAUGUCAUAAAACGUUCACAAGAAUCUCAGUGUUCGGGCUGGAUGUGUUCUCAGCAGAAAGCGCAGAUCGUAACGUCUGCGUAAGGAACGGAAUGUCAGUUUAGUGAGGUGAGGAACUCCACGCUGAGGGUCUGAAGAGAAGAAUGGCCGUUGGAAGGGAAGGGGUCCUCCCAAGAAGAGCGGAUGCUGCAGCCAGGGCCUCCUGGGGGUGAUGGAGCCAUCUUCUCUCGGGAGCCACCUCUGGGUCCAGCCGAGACCACGACCCAGGUUCUGGUUCUGCCUCAGAUGAGAGGCCCAGGGGAGGGCGGGGGGAGGGGUUGCUGCCGGUAAUGAACUUCUAAGUCUUGACACUGCCAUAGACGUCUUCGUUCCUCUUUUAUUUAUUUAUAUACUUGUUUUGUUUGUGGUUGUCACUGGUGCUGCACUGGGUUUUACGAGGUUCAACUCCUAAUUUGUUUAGCUGCCGCAGUGGCCGUGUUUUGGGCCUAAAAGUGUGACAUCAGUUUUGUAAAUGAAAUGGCCUCCACUCCCAGUGCCUUCCUCAACAGUCCUACCUUACAGGGCUUCCCCAGAACGACCACAUCGGGAAUCCUUCAGCAUCUCCUGGAAAGUUAUUCUGUAGGGACAGAACCACCACGGGCAGCAGUAGAAUGGAUGGAGGUGGAAUUAUUAGUCGGGUUGCCAGCUGAGCUGGAGAAAAAAAGGAUAUCCUGUCUUUGAAUAGGGUCUGAAUGGGUAUUAUUUAUCAGCCGGUGAGUGGGUAUUAAUUGCCAGCCGGUAUUAUUUACCUACCAGCCAAAAUUCCAAAAGGGACCUACAGCAGGAUCAAAAAGCUUGCAGCCCCCCUGGUUUGUCACCAUAGAAUUCUCCGGUACAAUUUUCCCUUCACGUAUCGGCAGGAGUGAGCUUGGGACACCCAAAAGCUGACCCAAAUAAAUGUUGUUACUCUUCUCGGGCCCUUGGGCUCUGUUUUGUUUAUG